Molecule: messenger RNA, 1644 nt
Organism: Trichogramma pretiosum
Lineage: Eukaryota; Metazoa; Arthropoda; Insecta; Hymenoptera; Trichogrammatidae
Product: arrestin domain-containing protein 17-like
Exons: 7
Coding region: 367-1599 (410 amino acids)
Biological process (GO): protein transport
Cellular component (GO): cytoplasm
Source: RefSeq, a predicted model, not a curated record
UUAUGAGAAAUUUUAUGGAGUUGGCGUACUAGUGGAGAGGGCAAAUGGUUUGCCUGCACAAUACAAUAAUUAUCAAAUUUAUUUGGACUGCGAUGUAUAAGUAUAGUGAAAAGUCGAAAACCAGAAGAUAUACGCGCGUACAGUUGCCGCCUCGACACGGGCACACGACUGCGUAGGUCGCCGAGAAAUACAGUACGUGUUGCUGUCAGUUAUCUCGCUUAUUUUUAAGUCAUGUGCAAGAUAGUGUAAUCGAUUCUUGUUAAAGGCGCGACCGGCCAUCGUUCCUCGUCGAGUCGCAAUAGAAUAAAAAUCGCUGACUGAAGUGAAACACAUUACAUCUUACUAGUAGUGCAGAAAUAGUAAAAAAUGCCGAAGCUGCAAGAGUUUCAAAUCAGACUCGACAGAUCGAGUGGAAUCUAUCUUCCCGGAGAAGAGGUUACAGGCAAAGUAAUAUUUAAACUUACAGCUCCUAAGCGAAUCAAAGAACUUAGGAUCGAAAGUCAAGGAGAAAGCAAAGUCCACUGGACGAAACAUCGCCAAAUCAAGAGCAGUGCCCAUGCGGGCGAUCGUGAGCAUUUCAAAGGCGAGGAGCGAUAUUACACCGUAGCAAGUCGCCUGCUAUAUUCCGAAGAUGCAGAAACUACAACUUUGGAAGUCGGCAAUCAUAUCUACUACUUCAGUUUCCAACUACCUAAAAACCUUCCAUGCAGUUUCGAACAUAGAACUGGUUAUGUUCGAUACACCAUCAAGGCAAUCAUAGAUAGGCCUUGGAAAUUCAAUCACAAAACCAUCACUGCAUUUACUGUUCUGGCGCCGUAUGAUUUAAAUAAAAAGCCAUUUCUUGCUCUGGGUUUUGAUGAUGAAUUUGUUCAUAAAUUUACUAUGAUAAACGUAUUUAGUAAAGGACCAGAAAUGAACGUGCAUGUCCAAAAUGAGAUCAGAGGAUAUGUACCCGGCCAAGUUAUUGAAAUGUUUGUUAAAUUCAAUCACGAAACAGUUAAUGUUGAAUUAACAAAAAUAAAAAUGGAAUUAGUAAAAGAGUUGGAGUUUAUAUCCACUUCACCUCGAGCUUCAAAACGCAUCGAAACUGAAAUUAUUAGUAAAGAUAGAAAACUGGGACCUUUCUUCAAAAAAGAUGACGUUUCUCUAAAAAUAUUAGUUCCAGCACUUCCUCCAUCGCACUUGGAAAAUUGUAAUAUCAUCAAUAUUGAAUACAAAAUCGUUUUUACUAUUUGCGUGUCAGGAUUGCAUUUUAAUGUAACAAGAAAAUACCCAAUUGAAAUAGGAACUGUACCACUUCACCACAGUGUUUUCGACGGAUGGACAGCAUCACGUGUAGAUAUGUCAUCCGCACCGCCAUUUGAAGCAGUCUACCAAUCGUCGUCGGAAAUAUCUUCCCCCAACGCAGAUGACUUCACAGUUACUGAUGUUCCACCCUAUGUAAAAAAUACGACCCAGCCUAUGUUACCUCCUACAUAUGAGGAAUGUGUCUUUGGUAAAAACAAUAUAACAGAUGAAGUGGAAAGUAGUCGACAUGGAGUAAGUAUACAGUUCGCACCAAGGUACCCAGUUUACAGAUUCUCCCUGUCACAGCCAUAAGAAUGUAUGAAUCAAUAGACAAUGCUUUCAUUUGAUUUAAUUAUA